AUGGUUCAUCAUGCUUCUUCGGCGCUGCUUGCCGUGUUCCUCUUGCCUCAGACUGCUCAGGGAGUCAUUCAGUGGGGUGACCCACACUGCUGGUCAGGUUGGCAGGUGCAUGAACUCUGUUGCUAUCCCAGACGAGUUAACCAGGCCCAGCUUCAGGUCUGGAAUAUUGGCUUCGCUUCGUGUUGGGAUGGUGACCGGAAUGCUUCGCGUUGCUGCAAGCCGCACGGCUCCUUCUUCCGGAUUAGCCGAUCUCUCCCCUCGAGUUUGCAGAAUCUGCUGGAAGGGUGUGACGCGCUUGACUGGCAGAGUUUCCUUUUCAAGGUCCGCGUGGCUGCCGGCAAUCUGUGGGCGUUACACACCAGUGUAUCAGCAUGGUUUCGGAACUUGGACCUCCCCUUGGGACGGCGCAAGACGACUGGCUCCUGUGCUGCCGGCUUUGCAAUUCAUAGAAUACUGUUAGAGUACUUGUUCAUAGGCUUAUCAGCUGAGUCUGUUCAGGCACUGAACUUGCUGGAAUUCCUUGACGGGGAACUCAGACCAUGGGGCGGCCUGUUUCAAGCUUUCGGAAUGACCUUAGCUCAAUUGCAGUUCAUUCGUUCAUUACAGCUGGUCCAGAACCUGCGCACGGGCAGACCCUUUCACAGGAAGUUCAGGCAACAGAAGUACCUUUCUUUGCGCAGCGCAGCCAGCCGACCUACUCGACCCCUGGCCUUCGACUUCGGAGCCUCCGGUGGGUUGGACACGGAAUUCUACCUUUAUUCAGGUCUCAAGGUUGUUGCAGUUGAUGGUAACGCAAAGGCGCUGCAGCAGCUGGAUUCGCGUUUGGGGCACUUCGCAAAGCGUCGGAACUUGACCCUGAUCCAUGCAGCAGCCGGUGCAAGCUCAGCCCCAGAAACGGCAGAAUUUAGGAUUGAUCAUCACGAGCCGGAGGUUUCCGAAUUGUUUGAUGGGAAGCCUUUGAAGGAUUCGGAGGUGCAGACGGUGCCAAGGCGAGCCUGCGGGGCGCUUUACUCGCAGUUCGUGCGUCGGAUACGGCCUGAGUACGUGAAGAUCGACCUCGAAGGCUUGGACCUUCACUGCCUGGUGAGCCUGCUGCGAAACUCAAGCAAUGGCUUUGGCCGGCCAGUCAAUGGCAGUCGGAGGUUCAAGCCGCCUGCCCCAAAAUUCUUAUCUUUUGAAAUGCAUUUGAAGCAUCCCCUAGAUGUCAUUGUAGAGAAGGCCGUGGAAACAGCCCAGAAGUUGCGUGGAUUAUUGCGUGGCCGUUUUUGUGCAGCCAAGCUUUGCCGGCAACAUAUUUAUAACAUCAGGUAUGUUGAAGGACGCGGAGUGGUAUCCCGAAUUGGCCUGGGUUCAUCAGGCCUGUUUGGUGACGCUGCAGUGGACUGGAGAGUUGGAGAGAACUGGAGGCCCUUGGAGGCAGUUCUAGCUGAGCUCCCGCAAGCUGGGAUGCUAGCAGUGCUGGGAAUGGAUUGGUUUGAUUUGCACUUGCAGCUGUAUCCCUACCAGCAGUGGCAUGGCUUCAUCCAGCAGCGCGAUGGUCACGAUACACGUUGUAGCCACUCUUCGUGCAACUUCGGGCUUCCUCCGCCAAGGCAGAAGGGCAUCCUGGCCCUGGAGAUGGAAGGAGAGAAGCGGAGGAUGGAGGAAGAAGGAUCUGUGGACGAGGAGCCUGGAAGCCAGGAUGAUGUGCAGCGCUAUGUGCAAGCUGCACAGGCGUUGAAGCACCAGGAGUGUGACGCACAGAUGGUCAACGGACAGGAUGGCAGUGAAGGCCAAGCCCCAGUGCCAGGGUCUGACAACCAAGAACUCCAGGAACACCAGGGCGCCUUGGCAGAGCUAGGCUUGCUUGUUACGUGCGAGAAUUCCUGGUCACUCUACACAGCUCCGUACCCAGCGGUUCGAUCCAUCCUGGCUAAGGCUUCCCAGAAGGAUCGUGACGCGCAGAAAGACGGUGCCAAGGGCAGGUCAGUCGAGGAGGCCCGGCAUUGUGGUGAUGAGAAAAGCCUGCCAGCCAUGGAUCUUCAAAUUUGUGCCGUCAAGCCCACGGAAUAG
Messenger RNA from Symbiodinium pilosum, 2052 nucleotides. The record is from the annotation of a GenBank genome assembly. NCBI's taxonomy places the organism in Eukaryota, Dinophyceae, Suessiales, Symbiodiniaceae.